Ceratina calcarata is the source of this 912-nucleotide messenger RNA. RefSeq lists its product as uncharacterized. Bases 63 to 830 code for a protein of 255 amino acids. The transcript is spliced from 4 exons. The record is from RefSeq and is a predicted model, not a curated record. Lineage: Eukaryota; Metazoa; Arthropoda; Insecta; Hymenoptera; Apidae.
AACUUCAGAUCAGAUUUGGUCGCGUCAACAAUCGCAGUUUUAAAGGUUAAAACCGUUACUGUAUGGUCGAAGUUAUUCACAAUAAAAAUUAUGUAUUGACAAUGGAAGAAUUUAAUUAUGACAUUGUUUACGUUAUUCAAAAUAGAGAGUUUAGUGUAUUGAAAAAGUUAGUAUCAAAUUGUUAUAAUUUUCGUGAGAAAAUUGCCAUCAAAAUUGAAGCUGCAACUACAUAUGAAAUUGAAUGUAUAGGUAAGAGGACACAAAAUGCUCAUAAGAUAUCAGAAUUGCAACAAGAACUAGAAAAGUUAAAAUCUGAAAUGGAUGCAAUAAAGUUAGAACAGAAAGUUGUUGUGAAAAAGCUUUCUAAUGCAAUCAAGAAGCAAGAAGAACUGAAAGAAGAAGUUAAUGAUGCAAAAUUAAAGAGAGAUAGUUUAACUCUGGAAAUGAUCGAUUUACAACAAGAAUCAGAAAAAAGGAAAGAACAUAAGGUAGCAAAAUGGAAUGCUAUUAAACUUGCUUGUUUUUAUUAUAAGCAAUAUUUAGACUUCAGCAUACAUUUAACUGAAAAUGAGGAACACGAGCAAAUUAAAGGUUCUUUCUUUGUAUGUGACGCUGAUAUGAAAGAUAAAUAUUUUGUGUAUGUAACUAAUUAUGACAGCAUAUGGAGAGUGGAAACAAUUGAACCUGUGCUUAAAAAAGAACAUUUGAGAGAGUUCAAGAACAUUGUCGACUUCUCCAAACAAUCAGAAAUUUCGGAUUUAACUGCAUUUCUUUGUAAACUCAGGGAUAUUUUUGUUAAAUAUUAUUUAAACACGGAAAAUAUAAAAUGAAUAUGAAUAUUAUUAUCGUUGUUGCGCAGUAACUUUAGCCUUUUACUAAAAUUACGUGUUUUAAGUAAUAAAAAAAAAAAAA